This is a messenger RNA of Aspergillus puulaauensis, 1578 nucleotides long. RefSeq lists its product as uncharacterized. Lineage: Eukaryota; Fungi; Ascomycota; Eurotiomycetes; Eurotiales; Aspergillaceae. Gene Ontology annotation, biological process: carbohydrate transport; transmembrane transport. Gene Ontology annotation, molecular function: carbohydrate:proton symporter activity. Gene Ontology annotation, cellular component: membrane. The coding region runs from base 1 to 1578 and encodes 525 amino acids. The transcript is spliced from 5 exons. The record is from RefSeq and is a predicted model, not a curated record.
AUGGGCGUCACAAUACACUUCCGAUGGAAGAAUUUCUUUAUUUGCUUCGCCAUCUCCCUCGGGGCGCUUGCUUAUGGCUAUCUCGCUGCUAUUAUCAGUACGACGAUGGGGAAGCCGGCUUUCCUGCUGUAUAUGGGGCUGGGUGAUGAGAGUGGUGAGGUCUUUCAUGAUAAGGAGAAUCUUCAAGGGGCUAUUACCAGUGUUUUUCAGGCGGGUGCCAUUAUUGGCUGCCUUUGUAGUUGCUAUAUCACAGACACCUACGGCCGGAAAGCAGGAAUGAUUUAUUGCUCCAUGCUGUCGAUUCUAGGCGCAGCUGGACUGACCGGUAGUCCCAAUAUUGGAGCUUUCAUCACAUUCCGUUUCUUCGCUGGUGCCGGAAGCUGGGGAUACACGGCCGUCGCCCCUGUAUACUGCUCCGAGCUUGCACCCCCCUCCGUCCGUGGCUUCUUCGUCGGCAUGAUCGGUGCAAUGCUGGGUCUUGGCUAUGCCACAGCUAAUUACUUCGGUCUGGCAUUCUACUACGCCUCCGAUCCAACGGUUAGCUGGCGCGCUCCACUCGGCCUGCAGCUCUUCUUUCCUGUGAUGAUCCUGUGUAUCCUUCCGUUCAUCCCUGAAUCUCCGCGUUACUACCUCAUGAUGGACAAGAAGGAGCAGGCGUGGUCAGUUAUCGAGAAACUACACGAGGACCCCACGGACCGUGAGAACGAGUUCGCCCGCCGCGAAUUCUACCAGAUGGCGCAGCAGGCUGCGUAUGACAGGACUAUUAACUCGUCGUGGAUAGAAUUGUUUAGACGGCCAUCGUACAGGAAGCGUGUCCUGUUCGGGAUGUUCUUGAUGAUUCUGUGUCAGAGUACUGGCGAACUAGUACUGAAUCAAUACAACCAGGAACCGAAAUUCUACGCCGAACUCGGCUACAACACCCUCCAAACCCUAAUCCUGCAAACGGGCCGAAACUCCAUUGCAUUUUUAGGAAACCUAAUCGGCGCAUUCAUAAUCGACCGCUUCGGCCGACGCAAACUUCUUUUAAACGGACUAGGCGGAUGCAUCGUAUAUCUCUGCAUCGAGGCAGCCAUGGUAGCGCAGUACGCAGACUCCGGCACGAACCGCGCGGGACUCGGCGUUGGCGUUGCGGCGCUCUACGUGUUUCUUGUCUUCUAUGCGCUGGGCAUGGACGCGGCGAGCUGGGUGAUUCUGUCUGAGAUUUUCCCGAAUUUUAUACGGGCUAAGGGAUAUGCCGUUGCUGUUGCUACGAAGAGUGCGAUUAAUUUGGUCUAUUUGCAGGUUACCCCCAUGGGGUUUGCGGAGUUGGGGUGGAGGUAUUUUAUGGUGUAUGUUAGUAUUUCUGUUGUUGGGUUCGUUUUGUUGUAUUGGGCUGCUCCUGAAACCAAGGGGAUUCCGUUGGAGGAGGUUGCGGCGUUGUUUGGUGAUAAGGAUGAUAUUAUGGUUUAUCAGGAUCAGAUUCAUGUGGAUCAUACCUCGCACAAGGUUGUCGUUGAUGGACAUAGAGAGCAUACAGAGAUCCGGCAGCGGACAGUGGAGGAGCGUACUGACCGUGGGGUUGAUAGGGAGGGUGUUUGA